AUGGCCCAGUUUGUCCGUAACCUCGCGGAGAAGGCCCCGGUGCUGGUCAGAACUGCUGUGACUUUCUCGAAGCUUCGAUUGGCCACAUUUUGGCACUAUGCCAAGGUUGAGCUGGUUCCUCCAACCCCUGCUGAGAUCCCUACAGCUAUUCAAAGCUUGAAAAACAUUAUCAAUAGUGCUCAAACUGGUAGCUUCAAACAGCUCACAGUUAAGGAAGCUCUACGGAAUGGUUUGGUGGCCACUGAGGUGUGGAUGUGGUUUUAUGUUGGCGAGAUCAUAGGCAAUCGUGGCAUCAUUGGCUAUAAUGUUUGAAGACCAAUCAUUGCUUUGUUAUUUGGGUGUUCUUGGACCAUGUGUGAGCAGACUGCUAUUUGAAUAAAAUAAGACAAUGUGUCAAAAUCAGUGUUUCUCUGUCAAGCACUACAUGGAAGGUCACAAUUUCUCUUGAUAUUAAGUUGGGUUGUCUUUUGCUUUAACACAUUAAUACAGCUCUAAAUGCAUGUCUUUGCUUAGCCUGCAAUUGGAAAGGAUAGAUAUGAACAUACCAACCUGGUGCAUGUAUAUAUGAGGAUAGCAUUUUACUUUGAAGGCUUGAAAUAAAUGAUAUUUAAGCUUAAUUUUAGAAAAGUUGGGGAAAGACUUUGAGAAAACAAGAACUUGUUCCAGUAGGAGAAAAAUAAUACCAUGUGCCAAACAUGGUAUAUACUAGUUAAAUCACCUAGUAUAAAGAAUACAAUUUGGACUGUUUUUCUUUGCUAAAA
Molecule: messenger RNA, 761 nt
Organism: Balaenoptera acutorostrata (minke whale)
Lineage: Eukaryota; Metazoa; Chordata; Mammalia; Artiodactyla; Balaenopteridae
Product: ATP synthase subunit g, mitochondrial-like
Exons: 1
Coding region: 1-312 (103 amino acids)
Biological process (GO): proton motive force-driven ATP synthesis
Molecular function (GO): proton transmembrane transporter activity
Source: RefSeq, a predicted model, not a curated record